Molecule: messenger RNA, 549 nt
Organism: Ochlerotatus camptorhynchus
Lineage: Eukaryota; Metazoa; Arthropoda; Insecta; Diptera; Culicidae
Gene: ND-13A
Product: NADH dehydrogenase (ubiquinone) 13 kDa A subunit
Exons: 3
Coding region: 58-426 (122 amino acids)
Biological process (GO): mitochondrial electron transport, NADH to ubiquinone
Source: RefSeq, a predicted model, not a curated record
GACUACCGAGUUAAUUUUCACUCGACACCAAAAUAAAGGAAUUCCUUCCGUGCUAAAAUGGCUUGCCGGAUGAUUAUUUCCCCCGUGGCCCGUACCAUCGGAACGCGCAGCAUCACCACACAGAUUCUGGCCUCGCGCUGCGCUUCUAUCAAGGACGAAAUCACCCACACUGGCCAGUUCUACGACGAUAAGGACUACCGGAAUGCCCGUUUUGUGAAUGCCGCCAAGGUCGUGAAUCAGAACUGGGCCAUCAAGAUGAUCGAUGAAACGCCCAUCACCAUGAGCUCGUCGCGAGUUGUGUACUGUGACGGUGGUACCGAACCAGCUCUCGGACAUCCCAAGGUGUACAUCAAUCUGGACCAACCUGGAGCUCAUUCUUGCGGAUACUGCGGACAACGUUUCCAGAAAAAGGAUGAUCACCAUUAAAGAUUGUUUAAAUUGGAAGUUUUGUACAUUGGUCGCUUGCUGAAGUAGGCAUCCCGUGGCGUAUGUUAAAAUUCAAAUACAAUACAUGAUAAUAGUGAACACGCUGUAGAUUUGUUCAGUCAA